GUGAACAGAUACAGAUGACCUACUUUUAUCUGCAGCUAUAUAAGGCUUCUGAAUGAAAAACAUCUCGCUACUUCUGGGUAAAUUCAAUUCAGCCAUAUUUCUGGAAGCCACUGGCGGAAGUAUAAAAAGUUUGAGAGUUCUUGUUUACUCAUACUUCACAGAUGAAUCAGGAUCAGGAGCUAUGGGAGCUCGAGGACUGGUACCCUCCUCUAUGUCCACCGGAGACCCUCAAGGAGGACCUACUUCGAGAUGUAGACUUCACUCAAGUGGACAAGGACGCUCGGGCGAAACUCGAUUCGCCAAAAGACAGUUUCGACAAACUUGUCCAGCACCUCACAAGUCAUUUGAGCUCCGAUCUACACAAGUUAAGAACAAUUUUUGUGUGGUUGGGUGCUCAGAACAUAGGAUGUCGACAAGAGACAGGAAGCUGCGAAGACAACAACAGUCCAGAGUAUUACCUACAGGAGGCAUCAACAGAUUAUAGUUUAAUCGAUAAAAUGUUCACUAAGAUGUGCAGAGCUGCAAGAAUCCCAUGUGUUCUUGUAAACGGCAAGGCAAAAGGUACAAACUACGAGCCAGGUGAUGUUGAUAUAAAAGGACAAAAUAUCUGGGCAGUUGUUUACGUGGCAAACAGCUGGCGGUUCGUGUUUCCUUUCUGGGCCUUUGUAGUAUUAAAUGAUUACCAAAAGGAAAAUUUUGUGCUGGUUGAGGAUUCUGGAACGUCAAUAAAAACAAGUCUCACAGCAAAUGUCGGUAGCACACAGCACAGAUUUAACGAAUUUUUUUUCCUGACGGACCCCGAGGAGAUGAUUUACAUCUGUCACCCAUAUGACGAAGAAAAGCAAUUGCUGACUGAACCAUGGACACAAGAGAAGUUCGUAGAGUCGCCUUACUUAUGUGAACAGUAUUUUUCGUCUGGAUGGAAGCUGACCAUCCCGUUCCACUGCGUGAUCAAGUCCACAUCUGGACUGUGUUUAAUCGACAUGUUUAGUCAGGGAGGUGGUUAUAAACUGACGUACGAGUUGCUUUUCGACGAAGGUCGUUCAGGAAGAAAAUUUCCACAGGAGAUACAAACAGAACUCUACGUAACUAUAAUAAAGCGGACUCAGCGGACGGACUCAUUUUUGGUCAGACUUCCAGUAGCAGGAACAUACAAAUUUAUAGUAUGGGGAGCUCAUGGAGAUGAAACCUAUAGCCUAGUCGAAUUUCAGAUCGUCUAUGAUAAUUCAGCUCCAGACACACAGCCCUUACCGUCCCACCCAACAAACGGGUUUGGCUUUGGUGAAGCAGCUGCUGAAGCUGGGUUGUCGGAGCCUUCCCACACGGAAGGGGUUGUGCCGGUCAAAAGUGGUGACGAGGUCUGUAUGCGCUUCAAGGUUAAAGAUUAUGUGGACAUUUUGGCCAGACUGAUCCACUCCAUUCGGACACCGGAAGAGCUUCGGGACAACGUCAUCGUGGGGCGAGAAGACGAUAAAGUAACGGUCACGGCGAGACUCCCAGCAGACGACCAGACACCGGAAUAUUCUCUUGAAGUCGAUACCAUAAAAAACAUAAAAGAUAAUGAUCAAUCUACAAACAAUUUGUUUAAUUUUCCUGUUCUGAACUACUUGCUGACAAGCGAUGAAACACUGAAUGCAGUAAUCAGGGACGAAGACACAAAGAAAAUAUUACAGUUCUAUGAAGAUGCAUGGGUCUCUGUUGGCAAGGAUGAUGCAGUAAUGCUAGAGAAAGUUGCCUCCAGGGACGAGAGGGCUGAUAUUAAAGACCCGAUGUUAGACAAAAGAAUACGAUCCAAGGAAACGUGCUACAAACGUAUGAUAGAGGAAUUGCGUGUUUCUGCACAAAAAGGAGACUUCAUUGAGCUGAAUCGGAGCAUCAGAAACUCCAUGGUUGCAAACCUUCAGAACAAAGGAGAAAUUGAGAACGCCAAGAAAUUUCUAGUGGCAUUGUGUCAGAAGGAAAUGGAGAAGGCCGUUAAAAGUAAUAACUUGGAGGAACUCCGUGAAUGCUUCAAUAAAAUAGACAACACCUGUGUCAGUAAAAUGGCUCAGGACCAGGCUUGGUUCGAGGAAGGCCAGGAAAAAAUGAAAAAGAUGGUGCAGUCCCUCAGGAAAAAAGACGAGGCGACUGAGGGAAGACCUCCAGACCACGUCUGUGACGUCAUCGUUGCAGCCUUUAUUCUGAUUGGAGAAAACGAGGAGGAACUUGACACGUGGCAGAAGGUCAAUGCAAAACUGAAAGAAACAAACGAAGAACAACUGAUAAAUAAUGUAAACAGUCUGGACAACUCUUCGCUUACUCCAGAGCUGGUGGAUCUGGCAGAACAGAAGCUGGAACGAGCUGUCGGGACGUUUGCCGAGUACAGGUCAAUAGAAACACUCAAGAAACAAUGCAUGGAGAAGAUCACCUUUUACCGAACUAAAGGAAGUCUCAAAAGGAGAAACUAACUCCGUGCAGAAUGAAGAACAUCAACGAUGUAGACAGAGGCUGUGACUUGUCUCCCCUACUCAUGACCAAGUGAUAAAUGCUUUGGUAAGAGACUGACCCUUAAUCAAUUUUUCAGGAAGGAUUUUACAACUUCUUUCAGUGACUCUAUCUCUUACUGACAUUUCGUUUUGUUUAUCAACUCAAGCCUACAAAAAGUUUUUUUUUUUAGUUUUUAUACUGACUAUGGCGCCAGCUUUGACCGUUUAAAGCGAUUUGUUCAUGAGAUGAAAAAAGCUAACAUUUGUGCUGAUUAUAUUAUAUUUCUUUUGUGUCACCAUUUAGACAAAUUAAAAUUGAUCCACAUUAUUCAAAUUUAAGUAAUUGUUGUUCUAAGAACUAGUUCACUGUCUCUUUUCCUAAUAUUUUUUUUUUUGGUUUCUUUAGAUUAUCAGUAUAUUAUCAAUCUGUACCUAUGUUUUACUUCUUAUCUCCUUGCCUCUGGGUAUUUAUCACAGAACAGGCUAAAGCUUCGCAGUUUUUUCAUUCGAGAAUAAUAUUAGUGGUGUAAUUGUUUGGAAGAAUUUUACAACUUAUUUAGGUGACUUUAUCUCUUACCAACACUCGAUUUUGUUUAUUAGCGAGCCUGAAAGAUCUUUGUCUUUUGUCUUUAAUAUAAACUAUUACUCCACUUUGGACGUUUUACAGGUUUUAUUCAUGAAAAAAAUUUACAUGUCUGCUUAUUCUAUUCUAUUCUAUUCGUAUUACCAUUUAGACAAGUUAAAAUUCCUUGAUCCACAUAAUUAAAAUGUAUGUAAUCGCUGCAUGUUUUAGGAACCAGUGUACUUUCUGUUUUUCCGCUGUUUCUUUGGUUUAACAUCAUUGCUAGAUUAUCAGUGUAUUAUCAAUGUGUACCUAAUUUUUUUUUUUUCUUGUUGCCUCUAAGUGUUUAUAGCAGCACAGGUUGAGUAAGAGUGGUCCGUUUACUGUGACUAUGUUUGAUUCGAAAAAAGAUGUCAGUGUUGUUGUUUGUCAACUUGCUGUAUUUUGACCUUACAGAGAAUGUUUUACAAUGGCCAGACGGUUUUUAGGUUAAAUCUUGUUUCAUUAGCCGAGGUAAAGUGAUAGAUUGUGAUGUUAUUUACUGGUAGAUUUACUUCAUCUUGUAAAUUUCGUGUAGAAAUUGUUUUAAAUAGUGCUAUGCUAUGUUAUCGGAGUAAUAGUAUCGGAGUUAUAUUAAGGUAAUAAUAAUCGAAUGUCUUUGUUAAGAAAUUAAUGUAAACUAUUGUAUAAAUUUCCAUAUCUUUUUUUUUUGCUGGUUUGACAUUGUCAGAAGACUAACAAAAACUUGCACUAGGUAAAAAGUAGCACUCAAUACACCUCUCGACUUGUAUUCACACACUGGCACUGAGUGACAUCCAUGGUCAAGAAGAACGAUCUCCUUCCCUGUACAUGGCGAAAAGCUGCUUUUGCUUCCAUCUCUAGCUCUUGUUGGUUUCAUAGGUUGAUCUUUGAUUGAGACUUUCAAUAUUUACAAUUAAUUGUUGACUGGUGCACUGCUUUAAUCACAAGCCACUACGAUGUUUUGUAUAACAAGCAAACCUUUGUGCAUAAGGCUUUAUAAUGAUAUAAAAUAUCACGUACCAUUAAAACUCUAUGUCAAUUGUAUUAUUUUCAUGCCACUAUUACAGAAAAUUCGGACUUCUGCGAAUUUUUUUCGCCUAAAAUGUCUUAAUAUUUUUCCUCAAAUUAACAAUGUACUUCUUUAUUAUUUUAAAGUAUUGUUUGUAUAGGACUGUGUACAUUGUAAUAAUUACUGUAUUCAAGGCUGUUUUGUAGCUAGAACGAUUCGCCUUCGCCUUACUGUGUAAACUGAGAUAAAUGUUACUGUGAAUUUAUUAUGUCUUAUUAUUAUGUAUUUAAAUAUCUAAACCUUGAUUUCCUUAUCCGAGAAACUGUAUCUGUUGUUAUUCUGGAGUUCAAAUAACAUCGGAUUAUUAAUCCACGAUACAUGUACCCAUAUUAUGCAUUAGGAAUUAUAUUUUUCAAUUGUU
Messenger RNA from Pomacea canaliculata, 4478 nucleotides. RefSeq names its product hillarin-like. The record is from RefSeq and is a predicted model, not a curated record. The transcript has 11 exons. NCBI's taxonomy places the organism in Eukaryota, Metazoa, Mollusca, Gastropoda, Architaenioglossa, Ampullariidae. The coding region runs from base 162 to 2447 and encodes 761 amino acids.